This is a messenger RNA of Vollenhovia emeryi, 3833 nucleotides long. Its product is annotated as transient receptor potential cation channel protein painless-like. Lineage: Eukaryota; Metazoa; Arthropoda; Insecta; Hymenoptera; Formicidae. The coding region runs from base 856 to 3480 and encodes 874 amino acids. Gene Ontology annotation, molecular function: protein binding; monoatomic ion channel activity. The record is from RefSeq and is a predicted model, not a curated record. The transcript has 5 exons. Gene Ontology annotation, cellular component: membrane. Gene Ontology annotation, biological process: transmembrane transport; monoatomic ion transport.
UGUGUUGUCUGCUAUGGCGUGAGCUCCUAAUUUUAGCUGAUUUUUUCUUUUUUAUUUUCAGGACUUGACGAGGUUGGCGAAGUCAAGGAUAGAGAUUGGGCACGUCGGGGUGCGUGGGUUGCGAAAUCGCGUAUGACCAAUAUUGGAAACGAGAGAGGAUUAAUGUUGUUAGGCUUAUACUCCGCGAGGCUGAAGGAUUUUCAUUCGUAAGAGAACCGGUUGAGUAUCAUACAGCAGCUUGAAAAGAGGCACUGUUGUUAACAGCGCGACAAGGAAGGGAGGGCAUUUGAUCCUCUUCUCCCUCUCUUUUCUCAUCGCCAAUGUAACAGAACGGGUGGCUCGACAUAGUGACUCGACAGCUAGUAGGAUAGACAUUAAGUACGAGGAAUUCUUAGUCAUACGUAUUAUUAAUCCCAAGUGUGUCCAUUAAUCCGCUACGUGUAACCCAAGGUAUAAAUGCAUGCGACACAGUCGCGAGUGUAAGGUGUCCAGCCGUGAGGAACUCAGUUUCAUAAAGAAGAUAUAAAAAUGCUAGAAUAUUAUGAAUGUGCGCUUCUUAUAUAUUGAAUAUUAUAUCAGCGUGUAAUAGUGUGAUCGAAAGAAGAAAAAACUUUCCUAUAGGAUUCAAUUCUAAACGCAGGAAGCGGACGUCCGGACUUUUAUCGUGUAUAACACAUAAUAGAGGCGACCCAAGAGAUCAAUCCAAGAUUCGCGUUUCACUGGACAGGUGAUUGGAUUUAUUGUAAAGCGGCAGGUGAACAAAAUGAGAACGUCAGUGGCGACAACCAUUGUGCAACUAGCGAAAUAACGGUGGAACGCUUAAUUGGCACUCCAAUAAAUUGUGACGACAAUAAAAUGGAUCUCGAAGAGGAUUCGCUGCAGGAACGCCUGCUAAAUGUCUGCGAGUCUACUCCAAGCGGCGCGCAAAUACUUUACAAGCUACUGCUGGAUGCCUUACGGUCCAAGAACUUCCGUUCUUUUAAAAAUACAAUAGAACAUAACUUGAAGAGGCAGCCGCCUAUUCUGAAUAUCAACCACAUCUAUCCAAACACGGAGGAAACAUGCCUCGAUACAGCGAGCAAAAAUGGGUUAACGGAGUUCGUGGAGUUUUUAUUGCUUCAAGGUGCGAAACCUAACAGAGUGAAUGAAGCGCAUAAUCGCGCUCCUAUCCACUUCGCUACCGAAGGCGGACACGUGGACACAUUGGCAGUUUUGCUAGCGGAACCAACGAUAAAUCCAAAUCUCGAAGCGGGACGGCAAACUGCCUUGCACAUCGCGGUGAGAAAGAAUGACCUGACCUGCGCCGGUCUGCUGCUGGAGAAAGGUGCCAGCGCAAGUAUUCCGAAUAACAAGGGCCUGACGGCCCUCCACUUGGCGGCGAUGAAGGGCCAGGGGGAUAUGGUGGAACUGAUACUAGGGAAAAGCCGACAGAGUCCAGAUAUCGACACCUACAAAGAUUACAACGACCAGACGACGCGAGAGGUGAUUCAGCAGAGGCUGCCGGACGUGUCGUUACCACCCAAAUGUGGAAAUCGCGAGGUAAACGUGCACGAUCUUAAGUACUAUUUGAUCGCCAACGACGAGAAGAACUUCCUGAAUAGUAUGGAGCUUGUCAAGACGGAGGUUCUUCACGGCGUAGCCGAGGAGCUGUUGGAAAUGACCGCGCAGCGAGGUUUUCACCGGGCCGCGAUUGAAAUCCUGGAAAAACUCAAGGGCAGACAGUUUAGCGUAAAGAAAGCCGCGCAGGCGGCCGUUCAGCACAGCGAUCACGCUAUUCUUCAGGUGCUGCUGAAAGUGGAGCCAAGUGCGGCCAACGACCUGAUCCUGAACGCCUGUCUCGAGCUGGGGAUGCCGGGGAAACGAGGGGCCGACAGCACGACCGAUCGCCUCGAGUGUCUGAAGCUGAUCCUGGAACAGGAGAACGUGAAUGUCCGUUGCAGCGAUAAUAAAGGCAACACUCCGCUACAUUACGCGGCCGGGGCUAACUGUCGAGAAGCGGUGACUUUGCUUCUCAACCGAGGCAGCUACAUCGGUCACAUGAACAAGUUCAAUGUACCGCCUGUCGCGGACAUCUCGGCACACACGCUGUCGCGCUACUUCGACGACUGUCUGCAGACGCGGAAGGACCGGGCGAACGAGUACACAAUUGAAUUUAACUAUCGCUGCUUGAUGCCGAACGACGUCCCAGCGGAGCAUGACCAGGCUCGCCGAGCGGCGCGCGAAAUGGAAGUGUUCAAAUACAUCGCCGGCAACGGCGGUCUCAAGCACCUGCUGAAACAUCCGCUGCUCUCUUCCUUCCUGUAUCUCAAGUGGCACAGAAUACGGCACGUUUUAUACGCGAAUUUCGUCUUCUACGUCGCCUUUUAUAUCGCGUUACACGCUUACAUCCUUAGCAUGACUUACGACACACAGAGAGAGAACAAGACGCAAGCUGCCAACGGCGACUCUGACAGGCCGUUGGAAAGUACGUUGCGAAUUGUCUGGUACCAGAACAGCUCCCUGUGGGCCAUCACCACUAUCCUGUUGCUGUUGUUCAUCCUCCGAGAGACUCUCCAAUUCGUCUCCUGCUCCAGGCGUUAUCUGACGAGCAUGAGGAACUGGCUGGAGGUCGCGCUGAUCACGUUCACCAUCGCCUUGCUGUGCGGCGCGGGUCUCCAGGUCGCUGCCGUGGUGAUCCUGCUGUCCGCCUGGGAGCUGGUGAUCCUGAUCAGCCAGCAUCCGCGCCUGUCCACCGGCAUCGAGAUGUUCCGGACGGUCUCCUUCAAUUUUAUGCGCUUUCUGUUUCCCUACCUGUUCCUCAUCCUCGCAUUCGCCCUGGCCUUCUACACGCUCUUCAAAGACGGCAACGACACGAAUUUCCCCGAUCCCGGCCUCUCGCUCUUCAAAACUGUCAUUAUGCUCACCGGCGAGUUCGAUGCCAGUGACAUCCCGUUCAUCUCGCAUCCCGUUUGGAGCCACAUCGUGUUCAUGCUGUUCGUCUUCUUCAUCGCUAUCGUGUUGUUCAAUUUACUCAAUGGUCUGGCGGUCAGCGACACCGCUGAGAUUCUCUCUAAGGCCGAGUUGGUCGGACUUAUCUCUCGAAUACGUUUGAUCACCUACAUCGAGGAUGUGGCGGUGGGCGAGCCUUUCCGGCAUUGCUCUUGCUGCAAUUCGCGAUUGUCGCGGUGGAACCCUUUCGGCUUUCUCGCUAAGAGAAUUCUUUUGUUCCCUCAUCUCCUGAGGGACGGUAAGAUUAGUGUCAAGCCGUGCGACAGCUUGGACGCUUACGAUAACGAUAGAUAUUACGAGAGGUACGUUCGCAGCGAAUCUAUAAAGCGCGACAAACAGUGGAUCACCUGGAGAAUGGAUCCUGACAUAAUUAAACAAGCUAAACGUAUUAUCUACAAUAAGAAUCAAUUGACAGACAAUGAAAGGUUUUCGAUUAUGUUAAAGAAAUUGUGGGAGGAAAUAGCGGAGAUAAAGACACUUUUGAAAAAAUAAACUCUGCACUGGAGAAUAAUAUAAUAUGAAUAAUAUAUGGUAGAACCUGUAAGAUAGAAUUACUAAUGAGUAUUCCAAUUUAUUCUGAAUUAUUCUGAACUGUCUGGAACUUUUUAAACUCAUGUAAUAACGUACUUGUAAGUCUACAUAUGAAGCUUAAUUUUAGAAAUCGCAUUUAAAUAACAUUGUUGAAUAUUUAUACUUUAAAUUUUAUAACCGAUAAAACUUAGCAAAACAACCGUGUAAAUAGCUACAAAGUUCAACAAACUGUUGAGCGCAACAGUGCAAGCACGUAAUAUAAAAGAACUAAUAUUAAUAUUAAGUAAUGUUAAAAGUACAUUAUUUAAAAAAUU